Xyrauchen texanus (razorback sucker) is the source of this 5456-nucleotide messenger RNA. It is a transcript of the gene cdh4, whose product is annotated as cadherin 4, type 1, R-cadherin (retinal). Lineage: Eukaryota; Metazoa; Chordata; Actinopteri; Cypriniformes; Catostomidae. The coding region runs from base 123 to 2918 and encodes 931 amino acids. The record is from RefSeq and is a predicted model, not a curated record. Gene Ontology annotation, biological process: multicellular organism development; cell-cell junction assembly; homophilic cell-cell adhesion. Gene Ontology annotation, molecular function: calcium ion binding; cadherin binding. The transcript is spliced from 17 exons. Gene Ontology annotation, cellular component: adherens junction; catenin complex; plasma membrane.
GGGACAAUAUCCUCUCCCAUCGCUCAGCGUUGUUCGCGGAACCCUGCUCCCGAAAGCAAAUCUUCGAGGAAUUAUCACCAAAUUUGUGAAUAACAAACAUCCGCCUGUUUGCUCCGCGAACGAUGGCAAAAAUGAAAACAGCCUUCGCGAUGAUUGUGGCGUGUGCCAUAGUUGUGGGCACAUCUUUGGGGAGUCACGGAAAAGCUCAGACCAUCGCUCCAUGUAGACCAGGCUUCACCCAGAGCUUCUACACCAUGUUUGUCCCCAGGGGUGUGCUGCAAGGCCUGAACAUUCACAAAGAUACCCUGCUGUCAUCUGGCCAUGUGAAGUUCGAAACCUGCCAGAAAAUAAAGAAGGUCUAUUUCGAGAGCAGUGACCCAAAGUUCAGCAUUCGUCCAGAUGGCUCCCUUUACAUAGAGCAAGCUGUAACGAAUGUAACCGAACCGAUACAGUUCAUGGUGACGGCCAGAGACAGCAUGGACAAACGCAUCUGGGAGACCACCGUCAAGCUGGCUCUCGCUGGACACCCGCUAUCUCCUCCUAUGAACCAGAUUGCUGGAGAUGGUUUAUAUAGCGGGUCCUCCCACAACCACUAUCAAAAUCCUCUACUCGUUAUGUUUUCGCGACAACACCAGCGUGGCUCUACCAAUGGUCUGCGGCGACAAAAGCGAGACUGGGUGAUUCCACCAAUCAACGUGCCUGAAAACUCACGAGGACCAUUCCCUCAAGUUCUCGUCAGGAUUCGAUCAGACCAGGACAAAGAGAUUGAAAUUCGGUACAGCAUAACAGGAGCCGGAGCAGACCAGCCUCCCGGUGACGUCUACAUCAUCGACCCUGUAACAGGGAAAAUGUCUGUCACCAAACCAUUGGAUAGAGAAGAAAGAGCCUCCUACCAUCUUAGAGCCCAUGCAGUGGAUAUUAAUGGGAACCAAAUGGAGCCACCUAUUGAUCUGUACAUUUAUGUCAUUGACAUGAAUGACAACAGACCUGAGUUUAAGAACCAAGUCUACAACGGAUCGGUCGCUGAAGGGUCCAAACCUGGUACUUCUGUGAUGCAAGUAACGGCCUUCGAUGCUGAUGACAGCACCACAGCAAAUGGGCUGGUGCACUACCGCAUCCUUAGCCAGACGCCGCACAUCCCCAUCCCCAACAUGUUCACCAUUAACGGAGCCACGGGAGAGAUCAGCACCAUCGCCGCAGGCAUCGACCGAGAGAAAGUGCCACAGUACACCAUCAUAGUCCAGGCCACAGAUAUGGAGGGCAGCCUGAACUUCGGCCUGUCGAACACAGCCACUGCACUCAUUAGCAUCACAGACAUCAAUGACAACCCUCCAGAGCUGGACGCUAAAACAUUUCUAGGGGAGGUCCCGGAGAAUGCUGUGGGUGUGGUGGUGGCCAAUUUGACGGUGAGGGACAAGGAUCAGCCUCACACACCCAACUGGAACGCUGUUUAUAGGAUUGUAGGAGGAGAUCCAAUGGGUCAUUUCGCCAUACGCACUGACGAGAUCACCAAUGAUGGCAGGGUCAUGGUGGUUAAGCCUGUGGACUAUGAGCGCAAUGGAGCCUUCAUGCUGACAGUGGUGGUCUCAAACCAGGCUCACCUGUCCAGUGGCAUACCAUCCUCCCUAUCCUCCACAGCUGGGGUUACUAUCACAGUGCUGGAUGUCAAUGAAGCCCCCGUCUUCCCAUCCAACCCUAAAAACAUUCGUUUUGAAGAGGGAGUUCCAGCUGAAACCACCCUCGCUACCUUCGCUGCACUGGAUCCCGACCGCUUCAUCCAGCAGACUAUCAGGUACUCCAAACUCUCAGAUCCAGCCAACUGGCUCAAAAUCAACAGGACAAACGGAAGGAUCACCACCACAGCGGUUCUGGACCGCGAGUCACCGUAUAUGAAGAAUAACAUAUACGAAGCAACCUUUUUGGCUGUGGACAAUGGUUCCCCUCCUUCCACAGGAACUGGUACUCUACAGAUCUAUUUGAUAGAUGUGAAUGACAACGUGCCUGUCUUAGUUCCCCAAGAGGCUCUGGUUUGUGAGAGGUCACGACAUGGGAAUCCAGUCAAUAUCACAGCCUCUGAUUUAGAUUCAGAGCCCAACGCUGGCCCAUAUGUCUUUGAACUGUCCUCUUACCCUUCCUCUGCCCGACGCAACUGGACCAUCUCACGCCUGAAUGGCAACUAUGCCCAGUUGAAACUGCGGAUCCCGUACCUGGAGGCAGGCAUGUAUCGAGUCCCCAUAUUAGUUUCUGACUCUGGAAACCCUCCCCUAUCCAACACCUCAGUCUUGAAGGUGAAGGUGUGUCCAUGCGAUGAAAAUGGAGACUGCACUGUUGUUGGGGCAGCGACUGUUGCCGGGUUGGGAACUGGAGCUAUUAUCACCAUCCUCAUCUGCAUCAUUAUACUGCUCAGCAUGGUGCUGUUCUUUGUAGUGUGGGUGAAGCGAAGAGAAAAGGAGCGUCAGACUAAACCUCUAUUGAUUGACCCCGAAGAUGACGUCAGGGAUAAUAUUCUGAAGUAUGAUGAAGAGGGUGGAGGAGAGGAAGAUCAGGACUAUGAUCUGAGUCAGCUGCAGCAGCCCGAGUCUCUAGAUCACAUCACGAGCAAGCCCUCAGGUGUACGGCGAGUGGACGAGAGACCUGUUAUCCUAGAAUCUCAGUAUCCUGUGCGGCCAACAGUACCACACCCUGGAGACAUUGGAGAGUUCAUCAUUGACGGUCUGCGUGCGGCUGAUAAUGACCCCACCGCUCCCCCCUACGACUCCCUGCUGGUGUUUGACUACGAGGGCAGCGGCUCCACAGCAGGCUCUGUCAGCUCCCUGGACUCCUCCAGCUCUGGGGAACAAGACUACGACUACCUCAAUGAAUGGGGUCCACGCUUCAAAAAGCUGGCAGACCUCUAUGGAGGUGGGGGGGAGGACUGAAGGUGUGAACUACAGGAAGGCGGAGGGGAACAGAGAGGGCCAGGAGGGACAAUUGACUUCUCGGUUGUUUUAUCGAGAAGUUUUACACCAAGCCUCCAAUGCGGGCUGAAUAUCUCUCCAAAAAGUUCCUCUGCAAGCUACGGAGGCAUCAAAAGGAAAUGAUUUUGCCCUGCAGCCUGCUCUGUACCUUUGCUGCAGUCCACAAGUAUUUUAUGGCUUUUUACAAUAUUUCGCAUUGUGGUUUCUUCAAUGUUGUUUUUUCAUUCCUCUCGGACUGCCUGGAGGCGGAAGAUGGAAUUGAGAAGUUACGGGGAUGGCGAACUCUCUGCGCACAGGAGUUAAAAAAAAAAGAGUCAGAGCACUCUCUUUCUCUCUUUGCUUUAUCACUAAGGAGAGUUCCACACGCACACUUUUUCUCUCAACUGGAAUUUCAGUAGAACAGAAGCACUGUCGUUGAUAAAGUGCCUUUUGUGGUGUGUUUUGUAUCAGACUCCUGCAAUCUCAGGGUCGGUUGCCAUUUUGAAAAGUUUCUUCUGUUAGGCACACUCCCUUAUUCCUGUCUGCUCCUCUCUGCUACCUAUAUUUUCCUUUCAUCACUGCAUUAACGGUGUAGAAUGCCUCUUUGACUGCCAUAUGACAAACAAACAAAAGAAAACAGAGAAUGUUUUGUCAAGACUUUUGUUGAUAAAGACAGAGACUCAUUUUCCCUUCAGAAAUCUCAUUCUCCCUUGAGAAAUUGGAGUGUAAGAAGUACAGUGAUCCAAUUCUAAAAUCAUAAUUAGUUUUUUUUAAUACUUGACCGACCACGACCAUAUAAUGUUAUGUUGUGUAAUGGUUGUGUACAAAAUCAAGGUCUUUAUUUUAAAAGAAGAAAAAACAUUAAUGGAGAAUGCCUAUUUGCUCAUACUCUUGCCUGCCUUGUACGAUUUUGUGUUGCGUUCCAAUUUGUAAAGGUGAUUUAGGCAUGACAAGUUGUCAGACAGCGAGACUAAAUGCGAUGGCUGAAGAAACACGACUCGGAUUGCAUCAGAAGAAACCUUUUUUGUCUUGAACAUUCCCUUUUUAUAACUUUAAAAGUUGAUUAAAAUAUAAUACGUGCAUGAAUUCUUUCAAAACAAUGUCUCAAAUCUCUCGCACUUGUUCCUCUGUGGUCAGAAUGUGAUAAGUAGUUGGCAAAGAAUAUACACCAUACAGAAUAAAUAUAAUCUGAAAAAAUAAAAACAAAAAAUGAUUAAAAAAAUAUGUUUUAUAUGCUGUAAAAUACUUAUUUUUGAAGUAUUAUCUGAAAAAUGUGCUGCUCUGAAUUGGGCUAAAUAACCCUGUGUGUGUGUGUGUGUGUGUGUGUGUGUGUGUGUGUGUGUGUGUGUGUGUGUGUGUGUGCGUGCGUGUGACUGUGUGUGUGUGUGUGUGUGUGUGUGUGCGUGUGUGUGUGCGCGCGCGCGCGUGUGACUGUGUGUGCGUGUGUGUGUUGUGCUUGUCUAUAUCAUAUAGGAUUUAAAAAUUAUUUUCAUGUUUGUGUUUUUUAUUUUUUUUUUCCCUUAGGUUUAAAUUUCGUUUAGCUAUGCAGCAGCACUCAUUUUGUUCUGUGUUGCUGAAGAAAGUGUUUCAUUUGUUCUGUCCCUGAAAUGGGUCUAAAUCUGCAUUGCAGAGAAUCUUAAAAGUCAUGCCUGCUCCACCAUUCAGUGUAACUGAUUUCUCUUUCUAUUCAUCUCAAAUAUUGGAUGUGCUUUAGAGAAUAAACAAACACAGUUUUUCCAAGAAAAAAAAAAACAAAAAAUAUGGUCUCCGUGUUUCUUUAAACUUCCAGUGUAUAAGUGAGUUUACACAUUUACAUCAUCGAUUAUCAAUUGAAUUUAGUUGAUUGACAACCUGGUGAGAUAGAAUCAGAAUAUUAUUACAAAAUUUUGGAUAAAUUAGUUGUAAGUGCCUAUUUCUAUGUGUCCCAGCAGUUUUCUGGUGAAAUAAACACUAGAGGUGCUACAACAACCAGUUUUAUUCACUUUCACACAAAUCACAAGUAUAAUGGCAGAUUAACAGUUCAAACACACUUAUUUUUCACUUUGUUCCCCACACAAUGUUAUCUUUUGAAAUCAAAACACUUUACUAUAUUGCAUAUUUAAAAAUCUACACAUUUUAAGGCUUACAUUAUAUGACCAACUGCAUUUACAAUAUUAUUCCAACAAGACUAAUUGUUGGAUUUUGAACACAGAAAACCAUCAAGUGACCCGAAAGAGUCAUAGAAGAACAACAAAAAGACAUGGUUGCUUUAGCUAUUGUAUUUCUCAUAUCUCAUUUGUUUUUAUUAUACUAUUGGUUAGGUUUGGGUGCAGAGUUCAGGGUAGGGAUAUCAGUUUUGUUUAUUUAAACUAGAAAAACAGAAGUCAUUUUUUAAGGUUAAUACUUUAUUGUCUUACAGUUGCUUUUUUUUAAACUAUUGGUCAGCCUGAUCUCAUGAAAUAUUGUUCGGUAUUUACUUAUUACAAACAUAUUGGAAAAACAAUGAACACUGUGAACAAUUAUUUGUAUAAUUAAAGUGUG